Molecule: messenger RNA, 1963 nt
Organism: Cucumis melo (muskmelon)
Lineage: Eukaryota; Viridiplantae; Streptophyta; Magnoliopsida; Cucurbitales; Cucurbitaceae
Exons: 16
Coding region: 257-1693 (478 amino acids)
Molecular function (GO): protein binding
Source: RefSeq, a predicted model, not a curated record
UAUAAACUAAAAACAGUUUUGAAGAAACAGUUAACCCAUAAUCGUGUUUGUUUAGAAAGAAAAAAAAAAAAAAAUGCGUGGAGGAGAUGAUUCCGUCGCCGCCGUAGAUAUGGCCUCUACAAAUCCAAAGUCGCUGUCCCUCAGAAAUCAGAUAUGCUAUCUGGACCGACAUGGGCUUCUAUCACUUUCAUCGUUUCGGCUAAAAUCAAUCGGACCCACGUUGGAAUUUGGGAUUUAACCUUCUGCACCGAGAACCAUGGAAGACGGAGUGAAAUUGACCAAAUGGGGUUAUGGAAUCAGAACAUCAUCCGAUGAUUGCAUCUCCGCCAUUAAUGAAUUCUAUGACCAGGUGCUUAGUUAUGGGAGGAGGAGGUCUGUUAUUCUGGAGGCUACUGUUCAUGACAAAGAUUGUGUGCUUGCAAAUGUAUUGGCUGCUCAUUUUCUUUCAUCCUCAGAUCCUUCACGAGCUCAUUAUCAUCUCCAAGCAGCCAAGGCUGGUGUGGAUCGUGCAACCCCAUAUGAGAAAGCCGUUUUCGAUGCUAUCAGUUAUUUGAUGUCCAACGACAGAGAUGAUAAUGUUGCUGUUGAGCUGCACACCGAGCUGCUUAAAAAUUUUCCAAAGGAUCUAUCGUCUUUGAAAAGGGCUCAAGUGCUGUGCUUUUACUUGGGAAGUGAUGAUCUAUCUUUGGCUUUGGUUGAACAGGUUUUACCCCAAAAUCAAGAAGAAGGUUUCAUUUAUGGCAUGCUUGCUUUUUCUUUGUUGGAACUUGGCUGCAUGGAAGAAGCUGAAAAGGCAGCAAGAAGGGGACUUGAUAUCGACAAGAAAGAUAGUUGGGCACAGCAUGCGUUAUGCCAUGUUCUUCAGUAUAGGUGUCAUUUUAAAGAAGCGGUUGAGUUUAUGGAGGCAUGCUCGCCUUCUUGGCGUGACUGUGGAUCAUUCAUGGUGACACAUAAUUGGUGGCAUGUGGCUCUCUGUUACCUGGAAGCCAAUUCUCCCCCGAGUAAAAUCCUUGAAUUAUAUGACAACUAUAUAUGGAAGGAGUUGGAAAAACCUGAUGCUAUGGGGCCAGAAGUAUACUUGAAUGCCCUUGGUUUGAUGUUGCGGUUGUUUGUGCGUGGUGAAUUCGAUCCAUGUGAAGGUCGUCUGAAGAUCUUGGCCAAUGUUUUAACUGAUAAAGCUAAUUGGCACCUAGAGUGGCACUUUGACAUCUUGACAUCAUGGGCUUUGGCUAAGGCUGGAGAGACUUUUGCAGCAGAUGAGUUACUUGGGAGCUUGAAGUCCAGAUUGUUGAAAAUGACGUCAAAGAAACGAGAAAAGAUGCAAAGAGGAGUGCUGUUUUGUGGCCUUAUUUGUGUAUCCCAGCUUGCAGAAGCUCUCUACAAGUACGGGAGAGGAGAUUACGAACAUGCACUAGACUUGCUCGGUUUGGAUUUUGAUGCAAAUGACUACAAGAUGAUUGGUGCAUCAAACGAACAACUAGAUGUAUUUAAUGAAGUAUGGUACGAUAUUUUGAUGAACACAGGACACACAGCAAAGGCGAUCGAAGUUAUUGAGAAACAGACCAAGAGAAGGGAAGAAGUCCCAUAUUUGUGGCACCUUCUGGAGAGAGGAUACAACAAAAUUGGAAGGCCAGAGGAAGCUGCCAUUGCCGGAGACAAAGCCAGAAGCUUGGAGAAGGCACAUUUCAAGUAAUUACCUACCAUGAAGUUGCUAAGCCUUUAUGAUCUUGUAUCAUAGAUGUGUGUAUUUUUGGACAAACAUCGUAGCCCAUGUAGUUACAGAAUACAGAUUACUGCCUGUGUAAUCUGCUACAUAAGAACUUUCCUUGUCAAACCAUCAAUGGUUUUGAAGAAUAAUAAAUAGGAAAAGGAAGGGAUUGGAUAUGUAAUUUCUCUAAUGUAAUAAUUUAGUGCUGAAUUUUAGUUAGUCAUGAUAUAACAAUAUGGCGUUUUUCUUUCAAAA